Messenger RNA from Neopsephotus bourkii (Bourke's parrot), 1488 nucleotides. RefSeq names its product C1q and TNF related 1 (gene C1QTNF1). The record is from RefSeq and is a predicted model, not a curated record. The transcript is spliced from 5 exons. NCBI's taxonomy places the organism in Eukaryota, Metazoa, Chordata, Aves, Psittaciformes, Psittacidae. Gene Ontology annotation, molecular function: protein binding. Bases 323 to 1159 code for a protein of 278 amino acids.
CCUGUCCCGUCCCGCUCCUCGCCGCCGCCUCCGCUCUCCAGAAAGUGCAUUUCCGCCCGGGCCGAAGGAGGAAACGGGGCCGCGGGAGCGGGAGGCAGCCGAGCCGCGGGGCGGUGCGGGGGGAUGCUCUAGGGAAGGGACGGCAGCGCCGGGAGGAGCAGCCCUGCCCCGGAGCUUUUAUUUCGGAUGCUGACACUCCACGUUGCUGCUCUCGGGCAUUCAUGGGAGGCAUCUGAAGCCAGGCUGGGGAGGAGCAGCAGCGCUUGGACAGUCAGACAGGGGCUGCUGCUCUGCUGCACCCUUGGCUUCCCAGGGCUCUGCCAUGGAGGGGCUCUGGGUGCCUGGUGUCCUGCUGCUUUCCUGCCUGCUGCUGCCCUCCCCUGUGGGCAGCCAGACCAGACCCAGCCCUGACCGGCGUUUGGAGAUGGACCCCACAGAGGCACCGUCCCAGCACCAUGCUGCCAGGGCCAUGCAGGAGCAGCAGGUCAGCAGUGCCCAGGAGAUGCCCCUGCAGCGCCGCUGCGUUCACUGCUGUGAGCAGCCCAACCAGCGCUUUUACCAUCCCCAGUACCAGCCCCUGCCUCAGAUCAACGUGACCAUCCUGAAAGGUGAGAAGGGGGACCGCGGCGAGCGAGGCGUGCAGGGCAAGUUUGGCAAGACAGGGGUGGCCGGCAGCAGGGGCCACGCAGGGCCCAAGGGCCAGAAGGGCAGCAUGGGCGCCCCAGGAGAGCGAUGCAAGAGCCACUACGCUGCCUUCUCGGUGGGCCGCAAGAAACCCCUGCACAGCAAUGACUACUACCAGACCCUCAUCUUCGACACGGAGUUCGUCAACCUCUAUGACCACUUCAGCAUGUUCACGGGCAAGUUUUACUGCUACGUCCCUGGGAUCUACUACUUCAGCCUCAACGUGCACACCUGGAACCAGAAGGAGACGUACCUGCACAUCAUGCGCAACGGGGUGGAGGUGGUGAUCCUCUAUGCCCAGGUGAGCGACCGCAGCAUCAUGCAGAGCCAAAGCAUCAUGCUGGAUCUGCAGGAGCAGGACGAGGUCUGGGUGCGGCUCUACAAGGGUGAGCGUGAGAACGCAGUCUUCAGUGACGAGUACGACACCUACAUCACCUUCAGCGGCCACCUCAUCAAGUACAGUGGGGACCCCUGAGCGCUCGGGGGCCCCCUGCUCCUCCUGCCCUGGGGCAGGUGUCCGAGGAGCCCCUGCCAUCCCUCACCCUGGGCAUGCCACUGCUGUUAGCUGUUUGCCCAUACACGUGCCACUACCCCCAGCGUGUGAACAUCCCCACCGCAGCUCCUUGAGGCCCAUCGAAGGAACCUCGAGGAGGCAGAGCCGUUUCCAGCCUCUGCUGCACUGGAGAGUCAGGAGGCAGCUGUACACUGGGUGCAGGCAGGGAGCUCAUCCCCUCCUGUGCCUGCUCCAGAGCUGGGUUUGCUGGGACAGAGCCUGAGCUGACACCAGCAGAACGGGUUUGACUG